AUGCCAAGAUUUUCUGAAUGCUGGCGUUGUGGUAAAACAUCCGCAACUGUAAUUUGCCGUUCUUGUGCUGUCGCCAAGUACUGCAGUAACAAAUGCAAAGAAAACGACAUCGCAAGGCACAAUGACGCUGAAUGUCGCCCAGUAUCUAUCAGAAAUACUUGUUUAUCAUGCGGUACAAUCGGCAUAUCGCUACAAAAAUGUACCGGCUGUUAUCGUGCUUUCUAUUGCGACAGGACAUGUCAGAAGAAACAUCGACAUGAACACAAGGUCGAGUGCAAACGCAUUCCAGAGAAGAUAGAAUCACUAGCCGGUUCACUCGAGCGAUAUUUCUUUCCAAAUGCUGCUCGAGAUUGUGUGCGGCAUUAUUACUGGGGCAACGUGCCUGCGUAUGAUUAUCUUAAUUUGACUGAAAACGAAGGCGUCGACUACAAUACAACUAUCAAUCUUUUGGUCUUUGGUGUUGGCGAUUUACGAAAUGUCGUGAUGACUUGUGCCUCGUUGCCUAAAAGUUUUACGAGCAAGGUCAAGUUUGCAUUAAACGACUCAGACAGAUGUGUUUUGGCAAGAUUGGUUUUGUUGCUCUACAUGAUGAUUAAAU
This is a messenger RNA of Paramuricea clavata, 598 nucleotides long. The record is from the annotation of a GenBank genome assembly. Lineage: Eukaryota; Metazoa; Cnidaria; Anthozoa; Malacalcyonacea; Plexauridae.